AUGGAUGACAGGGACCCAGGUACGGCCGCCUUACCCGCCUGGAAGUCAGCUCUGGCCCCGCCCUCCCCUGCCCUGCACCCUCCAUGGUUCCCCAGUGCCCUCCCGCGAAGUUCUUCCGGCUCUGCUUGGCGUUCAAACCCCCAUGGUCUGCUCCCAAGUCUCACGGCCCCUCUCACCCUUUUCUCCUUAACCAGCCCAGAAGCUGCCCCCAAACCAAGUGCCAAGUCUAUCUAUGAGCAGAGGAAGCGUUAUUCCACCGUGGUUAUGGCAGACGUUUCCCAGUAUCCCGUCAAUCACCUGGUGACGUUCUGCCUGGGUGAGGAGGAUGGCGUGCACACCGUGGAGGACGCCUCGCGGAGGCUGGCCGUCAUGGACACCCAGGGCCGCGUCUGGGCCCAAGAGAUGUCGCUGCGCGUGUCUCCGGGCCAUGUCACGCUGCUCGACCCCACGUCCAAGGAGGAGCUGGAGUCCUACCCGCUGGGCGCCAUCGUGCGCUGCGACGCGGUGACGCUGCCGGGCCGGACCCGCGCGCUGCUGCUGCUGGUGUGCCAGGAGCCGGAGCGCACGCAGCCCGACGUGCACUUCUUCCAGGGCUUGCGUCUCGGGGCGGAGCUGAUCCGAGAGGACAUCCAGGGAGCUCUGCACUACCACCGGUCCGGCCGCGGGGAGCGCAGGACCGCAGCGCUCAGGGCUACGCAAGAGGAGCUGCAGCGCCGCCCCGCGCCAGCCGCCGAGACCCCUCCCCUGCAGCGCCGCCUGUCAAUCCGCGCGGUCAUUAGCACGGUGGAGCCGGGUCGGGGGCGACCCCAGGCUGAGCCCAUUCCAGAGGCGGAAGAGUCGCUGAGGCCGCCGCCAGGCCCGGCAGGGACCUCAGGCAGCGCGGCCCCGGCCUCCCCAGAUCUGGGUCCUCGCGGCCCGGACCUGGCCAGUCUGCAGGCAGAGCGGGAAGUGGACAUCCUCAACCAUGUGUUCGAAGACGUGGAGAGUUUUGUAGCGAAGCUGCAGAAGUCUGCGGAGGCAACCCGGGUGUUGGAACACAGGGAGCGCGGCCGCAGGACCCGGCGUCGGGCGGCUGGGGAGGGCCUCCUGGCGCUGCGGGCCAAGCCGCCCUCCGAGGCCGAGUACACAGACGUGCUUCAGAAAAUCAAGUACGCCUUCAGCCUGCUGGCUCGUCUGCGCGGCAACAUCGCCAACCCCUCCUCCCCGGAGCUCCUGCACUUCCUAUUUGGACCCCUGCAGCUGAUUGUGGACACAUCGGGAGGCCCCCGAUUUGCAAGCGAAGUGCAGCAGCCGCACCUGACGUCCGAGGCGGUGGCGCUGCUCCGGGACAACCUCACCCCACGAGAGAAUGCGCUCUGGACCUCGCUGGGGGACUCGUGGACCCGCCCGGGGGGCCCCAGCCGCCCCGCCCCGGGGCCCCGCGGCCCCGAGCUGCCGCUCAGCCCGCGCUCCGAGGCCUCGGAGGUCCGCGCCUGGCUGCAGGCCAAGGGAUUCGGCGCUGGGACCGUGGCCGCGCUGGGCGUGCUGACCGGCGCGCAGCUUUUCUCACUGGAGAAGGAGGAGCUGCGAGCCGUGAGCCCGGACGAGGGGGCCCGCGUGUACAGCCAGGUCACCGUGCAGCGGGCGCUGCUGGAGGACAAAGUGUCAGAGUUGGAGGCGGUGAUGGAGAAGCAAAAGAAGAAGGUGGAAGGCGACACGGAAAUGGAGGUUAUUUGACCCUUCCCGGCUCCUCUGCUCAGUGUUUCCAGAAAACGCCGCGGGAGAACGGACUCUGCAGCCUGCCCCCACCGCUGGAAGGAGAGCCCUCCCCAAGGCUCCUGGCCUGUUCCAGCGGAGUCUCCUGAGUGAGCGGACGGGCUGUGAGUGGGAGGGAAGGGCCACACUCCGGCUCCCUGUACCUUGUGAUAUGCUGCCCAGUCUAUAAACAGCCUCAACACCUGUUGUCGAA
Messenger RNA from Suricata suricatta (meerkat), 1948 nucleotides. RefSeq names its product EPS8 like 1 (gene EPS8L1). Gene Ontology annotation, cellular component: ruffle membrane; plasma membrane; vesicle. The record is from RefSeq and is a predicted model, not a curated record. Gene Ontology annotation, biological process: regulation of Rho protein signal transduction; positive regulation of ruffle assembly; Rho protein signal transduction. The transcript has 14 exons. NCBI's taxonomy places the organism in Eukaryota, Metazoa, Chordata, Mammalia, Carnivora, Herpestidae. Bases 1 to 1716 code for a protein of 571 amino acids. Gene Ontology annotation, molecular function: actin binding.